AUCUCAGCACGCAUCGCGCAGGCGUAGAAUCUGCACGCACGAGCAGCAUUUUGGGGAACACGAAAGUAGAUCCUUCGUCGCCCCAACUCUGCCAACCCGACCUCGAGGUCUCUCGCCAUGGAUUUCUUCAAAUCCGUCUUCUCCGCCGACCCGGUCUCCCCACGGGAUCAGCAUCAAUCUCAGCCGGAGUCCCCCCACCGCUCCCCGGAGGCCGAUGAGCAAGGCGAUGGCGCCCGCGGAGCAGGCGGUGGCAGUGGUUGGAGAGGGCUCAUGAAGACCUUCGCCACCAAGUCCGAGUCGGUGAUCCAAACCUACCGCCGGGAUCUCGAGGAGUUCGGGUCCGGCCUCAAGAAGGAGACGGCGUCGAUCCGGGAGGCCGCCGCCCGUGCUGUCCUCGACCUCCCGGGCUCCCUCGAGGCCAGCGCCUCCGCUGCCCAGGAAUCCCUCGAGUCCGUCGGCCACGCCUUCGACGACUUCGGCGGCUCCGUGUGGCGGGGAACAGCUGAGAUCCUAUCCCAGGGCAAGGAAGCGAUCCUCUUGAUGGAGGCCGAGGCCGGUGGCACCGAUCAGUACCCAACUGACCAUGGUUCGCAGAGCGCUACUCCUUCUUCGAAGAGGUACAGCAGAUUCGAGGCGCAGGUGCUGGCGAUCCAGUCCGACGUGAAUACGUUCUCUGAGGAGCCGGAGGAUGCCCAGGAUUUCAAUAACUGGAGAUCAGGGUUUGAUUUGGCUGAGAAAGAGGAGGAGAUCGAUAAACUGUGCUAUGAGAAUGGGGCUUUGGAGGGGUUUCUUCAAAAGCUUGUGCCUCGAUUGGUGGAUUACGAGGCAUUCUGGUUCCGGUACUACUACCGUAUUCACAAGCUUAAGCAAGCAGAGGAUGCAAGGGCAAAGCUUGUGAAAAGGGUGAUUUCGGGGGAAGAGGAGGAGGAUUUGAGCUGGGAGGUAGAUGAUGAUGCAGACGAAGAAGUGAAGAAGGAUGACAAGAGAGGUGAAAAGUUGAGGGAUAACAAAGAAACAGAGGUGGAAAAAGAAGAAAAAAUGGAUGAGAUUAACACAGUGGUGCAAAAAGAAGACAUGAGUCCUGAGCCCAUGGAGCUGCCCAAACAUGUUGAAUCCCCGCAUGUUGAGAACUUGGAAGCUUCAAAAGAAAAAGAUGAUGAGGAAGUGACUUCGAGUGCAGGAAAGGCUGAAAACUCUGAAUUAACUACUGAGGGGAUGAAGUCGAAACCGGACGACAAGACGAAUGAGACUACAGUGCCAGAAGGGAAGACGGAUGCCGCAGGGACAUGCGAGGACAGUGGCACUUCCAUUGUCUCAAGCCAAACUUCGGUGCAGGAGGAAGAUGAUUUUGAGUGGGAUGAGAUCGAGGAUCUUGGUGAACACAAUGAGAAGAAAUCUGGUGACACGAGCGGGAGUCCUCUUAGGGUGGAUUUGCACAAGAGGCUAAAUGUUGUCGAGGAUGAUGAGGAUCUGAGUUGGGAUAUCGAAGAUGAUGAUGAUUCUACCAAGCAUUGAUUGAAGGGUAUUGGAAUGCUAAGAACUUCUCGUAAUUGUUUGUUCUUUGCAUUUAUUAUGCUUGGUUUGCUGUUUGGCUAGUAAUAUUUCUCCUCUCAUGUUGUGGAUUUUAAUGUGAUAAGUUUUCUAAUAUAUUGAGAUACUACUUGUUAUCUAAUAAUCUAUUUGCAUAUUCAAAUUUGGAGCAGUUGGUUGUGGCA
Messenger RNA from Musa acuminata AAA Group (dessert banana), 1715 nucleotides. RefSeq lists its product as uncharacterized. Bases 118 to 1515 code for a protein of 465 amino acids. The record is from RefSeq and is a predicted model, not a curated record. The transcript has a single exon. Gene Ontology annotation, cellular component: cytoplasm. Lineage: Eukaryota; Viridiplantae; Streptophyta; Magnoliopsida; Zingiberales; Musaceae.